AUGCCUCGACAACUCAGAUUGGAAACUUGCUGGACUUGCCGGCUGCGCCGGAAGAAAUGUGACGGCACUCGACCAACCUGCCGAAACUGCGCCGACCUGAACAUAGAAUGUCACGUUGGCGCGCACAAGCCGGCCUGGAUGAAUGAUGAGGCGACGCAGCGCGAGAUGGCUCGACGGAUCUCUGACCGAAUCAAAGAGGGCGCGGUCGGGAGACGAGUGAGGCAAGGACGCGGGGGCGGGGAGGUUGGGCAGGGAGAUGAGAGUUUUCGGAUCCUCCCGGUCAUAACGAACAAGACGUCUCCACUGGAGUCUGCCUCAGGCAGCCAAAACGAUGAUGAUGACGAUGCAGAGACGAGGCAUGAAUCGGCUACUUCUUCAUCGGUAGUGACCACGACAAUCUCGGAUCAGGAGGCAACAGCAACCUCCAUGGCCACGUCACCGAGCCUGCCGUCCGGCUGGUUUAGCAGUGGCUCAGAAAGAACAGAGGAGGACGAUCGGGAGGAAGUACCACACGAGCACGUCAUGAUGGGCUACUUGGACUAUUGCUUCCCCUUCAUCUUCCCCUUCUACCGCACGCCCAUGCUCGGCACAAGCAGGGGCUGGAUUCUCUACCUCCUCCAGAGCAAUACGAUCGCCUCCAACUGCGCAGCAAGCCUCGGCUCCUUCUUUCACACCAGCGUGGCGAACGAGAUCCUUCCCAACGGACACACGCGCUGCAAGGCCCAUAUCUGGGCUCGCGUGAUGAAGACGGCCGACAAGUGCUACAAGGCCAUCCAGCUGGAGCUGCUGCAGCUCAAGAACGGCGGUGCCGUCGGCGUGUCGGAGAGAGCAGCCGCUAUGGGCAGUAUUGUGCAACUGAUGGUGUUUGACUUGUUUGUCGGCAGGUCUGAGGGCUGGGAGAUGCAUCUCCGUCCGGCAUUGAUCUUACUGGAUGGCAUGUUGACUGAGUACCUCGACAGCGGCUCAUCCUCAUACUACAAUGGCCACGAUCGUGAUGAUACUAAUGCCUCUCAAUUGGUCUGGUCUCAUGAACAGGCAGCUUUCCGCUUCUUCGCUGCCCUGUUGCUGUACAUGGACGUGGUGGCAGCCGUAACGUUGGGCCGCGCGCCACUACUGGGGAAAUGGUAUGACCAGAUCCUGAGAGAGGACGAGAUGAAUGAUCUCUCACCGUUCCUGGACAUGUCACUGUUCGUCGGAUGUGCAAAUUGGUGCCUGGUUGCCGUUGCGGAGAUCGCCGCUCUCGACGCGUGGAAAACCGAGGCGAAGAAAAAUGGUUCCCUGUUCGUUCCAGACAUGGUCGAGCGUGCAGCAAAAAUCACCCGCCAACUUGACCAAGCACGGAGGGAUGUGGACGCCAAAAGGGUAGCUUCAGCCAAUCCCCAGGCUCACGUCUCGAUAGAUGUGUGGGAGCACGCAGCUCGGAUCUAUCUCGCUGUCGUCGUGUCGGGGUGGCAGCCCCUGAACCCAGAAAUUCGUAACAGCGUCCAAGAGAUUCUUGGUCUGCUAAACCGCCUAAGGGACAGAGACUUUCAGGAUGGAGCGGCUCAACUGCGUGCUCUGGCCUGGCCAGUCUGUGUUGCGGGUUGUUUGGCGGAUUCGGAGGCCGUAGCCGACACUUUCAGAGAUGUAAUUCAGGAGGUCAUGGGCGAGAUGGCAAAAUUUGGGAGCAUGCAUGAGGCUCUUCAGAUUAUGGAGUGGGUGUGGCGAAACAGAGACACCCUCGAAGCGAUUCGGUGUGAAUGGGAUAUCCGGACGUGUCUAUCAUGUCUGAAGUCGCCAGUGUUGCUGGUUUGA
This is a messenger RNA of Cryphonectria parasitica EP155, 1794 nucleotides long. RefSeq lists its product as uncharacterized. Gene Ontology annotation, molecular function: transcription cis-regulatory region binding; zinc ion binding; DNA-binding transcription factor activity, RNA polymerase II-specific. The transcript is spliced from 3 exons. The record is from RefSeq and is a predicted model, not a curated record. Gene Ontology annotation, biological process: positive regulation of transcription by RNA polymerase II. NCBI's taxonomy places the organism in Eukaryota, Fungi, Ascomycota, Sordariomycetes, Diaporthales, Cryphonectriaceae. Gene Ontology annotation, cellular component: nucleus. Bases 1 to 1794 code for a protein of 597 amino acids.